This is a messenger RNA of Ricinus communis (castor bean), 2302 nucleotides long. RefSeq names its product multicopper oxidase LPR1. The record is from RefSeq and is a predicted model, not a curated record. Bases 194 to 1921 code for a protein of 575 amino acids. NCBI's taxonomy places the organism in Eukaryota, Viridiplantae, Streptophyta, Magnoliopsida, Malpighiales, Euphorbiaceae. The transcript has 4 exons. Gene Ontology annotation, molecular function: oxidoreductase activity; copper ion binding.
GCCAAACACUCUUUCUUUUGACGUUUCACACCCACCAUUGAUUACUUAUUAUCUUAAACACUCUCCAAAAAGCUCUCACUAUAUCUCUUGCCCAUUGAGUAUCACUUCACCCACUCACUCUUUCUCUCUCUUUCUUUCCCUUCUUUCCUUUCUCUCUUUCUUGCUAGCUAUACCAACCUAUUUCUUUCUCGCCAUGGAUAGAGCUUUGUUGUUGUUUUUUCACGUGUUAUGUUUAUAUCUCCUUCUAGUGAUUACUGCAACACGGGCAGAAGACAAGCUAAUAAAUCUAACCAAGUUAGAAAUGUUUGUUGAUGAGCUUCUCGACAUGCCUAAAAUCCAUGGUUUUGAUGUUGUGAACGGUGUUUUUAAACCCAAGCGGCUUAGGAUUGGCAUGUUCAAGAAGGAAUGGAAAUUCCAUCGGAAUCUGCCUCCAACGCCAGUGUUUGCCUAUGGUGUAUCGAGGCAAAACGCAACCGUCCCUGGUCCAACAAUUGAGGCCAUUCAUGGCGUUGACACAUUUGUGACGUGGAAGAAUCACCUCCCUUCGAAGCACAUACUUCCAUGGGAUCCAACAAUCCCGACUGCUAUACCUUCCACAAAGAAAGGUAUUCCUACUGUAGUGCACCUCCACGGUAGCAUUGGUGAACCUGAGAGUGACGGACAUGCAGAAUCAUGGUUCACCAAUAGAUUUCAAGAGAAGGGACCCACUUGGACGAAGAAAACAUAUCAUUACCUUAAUUUUCAACAACCUGGCAACUUAUGGUACCAUGACCAUGCCAUGGGGUUGACUAGAGUCAACUUAUUGGCUGGCUUGGUUGGAGGCUAUAUAAUUCGCCAUCCUGAUGUUGAGGCGUCGCUUAGAUUACCUUAUGGAGAUGAGUUUGAUCGGACGUUGGUUGUAUUUGAUAGAAGCUUUCGCACUGAUGGUUCAUUAUACAUGAGCUCUACUGGAAAUAAUCCUUCUAUUCACCCGCAAUGGCAACCUGAGUAUUUUGGCGAUGCAAUUAUUGUUAACGGCAAAGCAUGGCCACGUUUAAUUGUACGACGUCGUAAAUAUAGAUUUCGUAUUAUAAAUGCUAGCAAUGCUAGAUUUUUUAGAUUCUUUUUCACCAAUGGUUUAAGGUUCAUCCAUGUGGCAGCUGAUUCUGUAUAUCUUGAAGAGCCGGUUGUUACUGAUAGAACACUCCUCGCUCCAUCUGAAAUUGCUGAUGUGGUUGUUGAUUUUUCAAAGUCAAAGUCUGACACUGUUAUUCUAGCCAAUGAUGCACCAUAUCCUUAUCCAUCUGGGGACCCGGUCAAUGAAGUCAAUGGCAAAGUGAUGAAAUUUAUUAUCAAGAAGGAUCAUGAGGUGGAUACGUGGAAAGUACCAAAAAAAUUAAUAAAAUAUCCUUCUCCAAAAUUAUUUAGUGCAUCGCAAAUACGAUAUAUUGCUAUGUAUGAAUAUACAAGUAAUAUUGACGAGCCAACUCAUCUUUACAUUAAUGGUAAAUCAUACGAUGAGUUGGUCACUGAGACUCCAAAAGAGGGAACCACAGAAAUAUGGAAUGUGAUCAAUCUAACGGAGGAUAAUCAUCCGUUGCACAUUCAUUUGGGAUUAUUUGUGGUGAUGGAACAUACAGGAUUGAUCAAUGUGGAGGAAUUCAAAGCCUGUAUGUCGAAAUUGAACGAUGCAAUUAAGUGCAAAAUAGACAAAUACGCACGGGGCAAGAAGCUAGAGGUGCCGGCCCAUGAGAAAGGGUGGAAGAAUGUGUACAAGAUGACUCCCGGAUAUGUGACAAAGAUUUUAGUGAGAUUUGCUUAUAUACACUCGAAUGUAUCUUAUGCGUUUGAUGCAACCGCCGAGCCUGGUUAUGUCUACCAUUGCCACAUUUUGGAUCAUGAAGACAAUGUCAUGAUGAGACCGUUGAAGUUAAUUCGUUGAGGUGGCGAACUGAGAACAUAUUCCACUGUCUAAAUGGAAGUAAAAUUAAAUAAAAAGGAUGGGAAUCUGCGACUUCAACAACUGGAGAAAUAAGAGGGGACCAGGUGUCAAAUUAAUGUCCCCACGACGUUACCCAUACUACUGCAAAGAAAUACUGGUACAUCACAGGAUAACAGUGGUUUUUUCUGAAAAAGUUUCUGCUUUUUGGCAGUUUAUUAUUGGGGUUCCUCUUUUCUUAAACUGAGGGCAACAUUGAUUAAGGAAAUGUAAACAGACUCUGCGUUUCAUGAACAAGGCUUUGUUGGGGACGAAUGAUGUGUGUUGAAUUUCUUACGUAUCUAAUUUGGUACCUGCAAUGCAUAUUUGGUAGGAAUUUAAUCA